Molecule: messenger RNA, 183 nt
Organism: Fonsecaea pedrosoi CBS 271.37
Lineage: Eukaryota; Fungi; Ascomycota; Eurotiomycetes; Chaetothyriales; Herpotrichiellaceae
Exons: 1
Coding region: 1-183 (60 amino acids)
Source: RefSeq, a predicted model, not a curated record
AUGCCGUCUGUGGCGGACGUGACACCGGAUCCGAAAGUAUUGAGUGCAGCGAGAAUGAAUGCUGGCUUCGACAAAGAGGCGGCAUUUGCAGCCAUCGCUCCCGGCGCAAAGAGCAUGGCGGGAGGAUAUUCAGUGGGUGCGUUGAAGAAGAUGUUGUGGAUAGUGUGGUCUGAAGGCACAUAA